UUUCCCCUACUCCUCUCUUCCCAAGCUGGAUCAGUGAGUAGGGAGGGCAGUCAUCACGCCAUCCUAAGCAGCAAGAGCUGACGUUGGACGAAGCUGCCAGGUAGCUGAAAAAAGGCACAGAAGGCAGCUGAUACCCACUUUUCAACGGUUUGUGUUUUUUUUAGUCUGUAUCUGGACUUCAAGCAACACAGCGCCUGAGACAGCUCAUCUGAACCACACUGUAUUGCAAUACUCGCUCUUCUCAAAGAAAAAGACUCCACUGAGCAGCAGAAUGCUGCCAGUGUCGCAGCUAGGGCUACAAUACAGAGCCUUUUUGUAACAUUGCAAAUUUCUUUCUGUUCAUAUAUUUGAAAUACAUACAUACACUUAUAUCUCAGUUCUUUCUCUUUUGAGGGCACCUUUGGCUUUUUUUUUUUUUUUUUUUUUUUUUUUUUUUUACCCUGAUGUGACUUCUUCAUCUUGGAAUGAUGGGGAUCUUUCUAGCUUAUAUUGGAUUCAUUUUCUUUUCAGUUAUGUAUAUUCAACAAGGACUUUCUACCCAAGCAAAAUUCACAGAGUUUCCCCGAAAUGUCACGGCCACUGAAGGGCAGAACGUGGAGAUGUCUUGUGCUUUCCAAAGUGGCUCUACUUCGGUGUACCUUGAGAUCCAGUGGUGGUUUCUGCGGGCGGCUGAGGACCAAGAGGCUGGAGCUGAGGUGACAGGCACUCAGGUGGAGCUCCUGCCCGAGCGGGACCUGGACAGCGACGGCACGAAGAUCAGCACAGUGAAAGUACAAGGGAAUGAUAUCUCCCACAAGCUGCAGAUUUCAAAAGUGAGGAAAAAGGAUGAAGGCUUGUAUGAGUGCAGGGUGACCGAUGCCAACUAUGGAGACCUUCAGGAAUACAAGGCCCAGGCAUUUCUCAAAGUGAAUGCUAACAGCCACUCUCGGCGAAUGCAAGCCUUUGAGGCAUCCCCAAUGUGGUUGCAAGACAUGAAACCUCGUAAAAACAUCUCAGCAGCUGUCCCAAGUAGCAUCCACAAUUCUGCCAAUCAGCGUGUGCGUACCACCUCCAGCCCCGAAGCAGCAGCCAAAAUCCCCAAACAAAGUCCACAAUCAGCAAAGAGCAAAUCGCCUGUAAAAUCCACGGAGCGGACAGCAAAGUUGACCCUAACCUCCAACCACCACUCUGCACCCAAUGUACUCUAAAUCUCUACACAAGGAGCACCUUCUUCAGGAAGUACAAACAAAAUUACUAAAUAAAUAAAAUAAAAUAAAAUAAAUAUUAUAAAAAAGAAGAGGAUACCACAUGUUUUCUUGAUAUAUCUUAUUUUCUUUGGCGUAUCACUGAUAUUUUAUUUGAAGAGAACUGGUGUGAUGUAAUCAAACGUUUUGUAACAGCAAGACCUAGUUUCCUUUUCUUUCGGCAAGGAGAAGCCUCAUCCUUGACUUCUCAGGGGUUGGCCUGCGAGUCCUCACUAUUACAGAAUUAACCAUGGAUGACAUUUGGUUUCCUACGCUGAAAGAACCGUUCCAGCCUGGAAGCAAAAAGAGGCCAAAUAAUGAAACAAACCAUAGUGAUUUAACAUAAAUAAAAUACACACAAACUUUAUAAAAAAGCUUUUUUUUUUUUAUUUUAUUUUUUUCCUUUUUUUUGCAUGAGGAAUAGGGAGGAGAAAAUAUAUUCUACAAAGCAGCUCAGCAGACUAGGGGAUGUUGUUUCUGAAAAACAUAUGAGGAUAUUUUUCUUUUGAGUUUUUUUUGCUUUUUUCUUUUUAAUAUAUUAUUCUUUUUUCCCUGUGAGGUUUUUUCCUGUCUUUCUGUUUGUUUCUUGUUCAAUGGUGGCAAGUACCAACUUAGGCCAACCCCUGAUAACUGUGUGGAGGUUUAUAUAUAUACAUCCUUUUUUUUGUGCGUGCGUUCUAUAUUUCAGUGUGUUUUCCCUAAUUUUGCAAUUCCUGUAUAUGCAAAACUACUUAAAUUCUGUAAAUUGCUUACAGUCUGUGUGAUAUAACUUCAGAGUAGACAUACUUUGGUCCUCAUGCGAGCAGUUUUUAAUAUUAUCUAUAUGUCGUGCCACCAAGAAACAUCUUUAUUUCCUUUUUUGACAAAACAUCACUUUUUAGUUUGUAAUUCAGUAAUGUGUGGAUUUUGUAAUGCAUAUUUUCACUUUGACUGGUUUGACCCCCUUCAGCCCUCCGUUUACUCUGUAAAUGCACAUUAAAAUUUGUUAUGGUCUCUAGACAAUGAAUUAUUUUAGUUUGUAUGUUGUGUUGAAGUUCAUGAUGCUGAAAGCUCUUUGAACUUGUGAUGUUUAUUGAAGAUAAGUGAUUCAAUCACUAGAGACUGUAAAAUGCAGGUUUGCAGUCAAAUACUGCACAUAAAGGAAGGUUAGAAACAGACAAAUAAACCAGAACAUGUCUUUAAGGAUGUUCUUUUGGUAAAGAGUUUUAGGAAAGUGAAUUUAUUACACUGAUAAAAUAUAUUUGCAUCCCAGUUCCUUCUUCAUGGCCAAAGAAGUGUCUUUCUUUGCUUUUUCUGGAAGUGGAUUGUCAUUAGUCAUUGAUAUUCUUAAUUAAAAUACUUUUUGUCUGUGAACUGAAUGUGAGAAUUUUGCUGUUGAAUGAUGUAAUAUGCAUUACAUGAAUUACAUUCAUUAAUGCAGGAAGGAAAAAUUGCUACCAUUUGCAGCUGCAAUCAGGAAGGUUUUUUUCUUUUUCCCGUCUUUCCACUGAUGCUGAAAAAUUCACACCCUUUCAUUUAUCAGCACAGACAAUCACAUACACCACAUGCUUAUUAUGAUCUAUUUAUAGCAGCAUUAAGUAGCUGCAGUGUGGUCAGCUGUGUGAUUUCUCCUCACUUUGUAAGUACUGCAGAAGAAAUUUUAAAAGUAUGUUUAAUAUCUCACCAGUAUGUGGUCUACAGGCCUAACAUUUUAUUUCAAAAUGCUCAUAAGUCUGAUGUCUUCCCCCAUUACUUUCAAAGGAUAAAGAACAAAUAAAGGCAUAAAAUCAACGUUUUGUAAACCUAAUGCUUUGGAAGGGGUUAACAUAUUUGUGCAGAUCGAAUUUCCCAUACAUUCUGUAGUAUAAGCUUGACUGAAAAUAGUCAGUCUUUCCUUGGUUUUAGAAAAGUCUUAGCAGGAAUAAAGAGAGUAGAAGUUUGGCAUUAUACAAACAAAUCAGGAGUAACCAUCAGGAGAAAAAGGUCAAAAUUUCUUUUAUUUCAACAUAAAAUUUAUGACCCACUCGGAAUGUUGUGUAUUGAGAAGGUUUUUCUCCACAGUUAUAACAGUUUAUCAGCCUACUGUCAAAAAAAUAAAAAACUGUCCCCAUUAAAAUGUUCUGAAUCAAACUUAAUAUUGUGGAUCAGAGAGGACACAAAGAGGAAAAAAACCAGUCAAGGGUCAGAGCUUUUUUGAAGUCUCACUUUCUGAACACACCUGUGGAACCAGACUUUGAGAGCUCUGGAGAAAAAGCUACAUUUUCCCUGUGAAAUGGACAUCUAUUACUGGAUGAUGUGAGAAUCUCCUGCCUGGAGCUUGGAAACUUCAGUUUCCAUUGGUCUUAGCUGGAACCAAAUGCUUAAUGUCACAUGUGUUUUGUUUGUUUACUGUAUCCAUAUAUCUUGUAUGAAUAUUCCAUGUAUGCACAGUCAUAAAGACUACCCAUCAUGACAUGUGGCAUUUGACAAAGCAGUUUAGCCUCACAUUGCUAAAGUUGUUACUAUGUUAAACUGAUACUGUGUUUUGCUUUAUGCUGUUAGCUGCUUGGAUAUAAAUCACCAUGUACUAGGAAUUCAGAUUAAAGAAUGAGCUGAAAUUAAAAGCAGAAUUCUAGACCACUUGGAUUAGUGUGAUGCAAGCCAGAAGACAUUACCAUAUUGUGAACUGCUAUUGUUCAACUGUGUCAGCAAAAAAAAAAGGACAAAAGAAAUCUGUGGGGCUUUUGAAAAACCUUUACAUUUUCCAUGAGAUGCUAAGGGGACACAGAAAUUGUCCUCCUUCCCCUGUCAGGACAACACUCCGAAAUUCUUCAGAUGAGGCUAAUCUAGCCCUUCUGGUUGCAGAUCUAGAACUCAGCUUUAGUUUCUGCCAAUCUGUGUGGAUGCAGCAGCAACAUCUCCUAACAGGAGCAAGUAUUGCAUUUCUAAAUUCUAUACUGGGUCUUAACAGCUGUUCUUCAAAUUGAGAAUCUGCCUGGACCUCCUAGAAUUUCUUAAAAUGGAAGUUAAGAUACAGUAGCCCCCAUUUUUUCUAAGAAUUUUGUUAUGAAUAAUAUUUGGCUUAGGAAUGGAACUACUACCAUUUUCUGUCAUGUGAAGUUCUAGUUUGUAUUUAACACAAAUAGAUUAAAAAAAAAAAAAGUGGCUUAAUUAAAUCCUGAAAAGCUCCAUGUUGAGUUGGGUAUCUAGAAGGGCAAUUUGCAUCUAGCAGUGGUAACAUCUCUCAACUCAAUGUCCUUAACCUUUUUUACAAAAAGAGUCCAGUUUUGAGGUGGUCUUUUACAUGACUCGUGCUUCUCAAAUUGUGUCCCCAAAGCCCCAUUGCAUAUGUGACUUUCUUCAGAUCGUUCCAACAGGUUUUGUUUUUAAUAGAAGAAUAAGCAUGGGUGAGUACGAAACACUUUUGUAUUUCAAGGUAUAUGCCAACUACACUCACACACUUUGAGAUCCGAUGUAUCAUCAGGCUAAAAGAAACAUGUUCCAGUCCCAUGAGAUGUCAAUGACAUCCUUUGUAUUACAUGGAAAAAAGAUCCAUGGCAUGUUGGUGCAACUAUCAGGGAUUAGUACUGCAAUAGAGCCUGUCUCAAAAAUUCUCCUUUUCAAUGGGUUACCAAUACCCUUUUAAGCUCUGGAACUUCAUGCCUUGAAGUUGCUGCAUAACAUGUUUGAACUUCUCUUUCUUAAUUGUAUUUGGUAGACUUUGCAAAGGAAUUUGUGGAGCAAGAGGAGGGCUCAGACCAUGGAUUUAAAAAAGCUUGGCAGACUAAUUUAAGAUUGACAGUUCCUCUAGAUCUCCUAUUAAGAAAGGUACUAGAAAAUUUGAAUGGUAAACACUGAAUCUAUCAGAAGUAAUUUUUAUUUAUUUUUCAUUCUCAAUAUUGAAAAUUUAUAUUGCAGCACUACCUGAAGGCAAAGAUCAGAAGUAGGUAUAAACAUGAGACACCAUGGCAAAAGCAAUACGACUUGGGAAGUUCAUACUUUUCAUGUAAUUCAGUGCUACUAUGAUUCAAGAUCAGAACAGACCCUAGAACAGGUUUUUUUCACAUUCAUUCUUUGAAGUACUUUCGCUUCAUUCAAAUAAAAUGAGGAAGCAGUGACCAGUGCAAAAAUCUGAAUGCUUGCCAAAUAUUUUUCAGUGUUAAACAUUUAACUUCUAGUGAUCUUUAAUUUCUAAUGAUCUUAACUUCUGAUGAUCUCAAGUGAUGUCAUCAUUCAAGUCAUCAUUAAAAAAAAAAACCAACAAAAAAAACCUCUCCCCCCAAAAAACCCAAAACCAGCACUGCUGUCAAUCUUCAAUUCCUUCCACCAAAAAAAAAAAAAAAGGAAAAAAAAAAGAAAACAAUUGUCAUUUGCAGGGUAUGGGAACAUUUGUCUAUGAUAUUACUAUUGGUAAAUGUCAAAUGUUGUUUGUAGAGCUAAAAGCAUUAGGAACCAAGAAUGGGAUCUUCAUACUUUGUAAUAUAAAUUUUUAAAGGUUAAUCUUCCAUGAUUAGCUAAACUAAACAAUGAUAAGCACAUAGUAAAUUGAUUAAUGCAACUCACCAUAAAUGCCUUCAGUCUUUUGUUCUGAGCUUCCUAAAUGUUGAUUUAUUUGAUUUCACAGUCAUAAAGUUUGCACAUACAUUAACAUAGUUGAAAGAUUAUACAUAAUUUUUCUAGUGCUAUUCAUCCAAACAAUACAAGAAGAAAGAUAAAUUUGUCUGUAACAAUGAAUUACAAUCAAUUGGUGGAGAUACUUGCAAAGAAACCAAAGUGUGCUUUCUUGAGAGUCAAAUUUAAUGGCAAUCUUAUUUAAUUUCUCCUUUUUGUGCUGUUCUUUUUUUGCCAACAUUUCAAUCUAAAACAAUACUGUAUAUCUUAUUACUCCUUACAAGGUGAUGGGAUAAAAUCAUGUCACCUUUGUUAUGAAAAAUCUAGGGGGAAAACACCAAUCUUUUCAUUUAGCAGCAAUCUAAACUCUCACUGUUUACAGUGUCCUAUCACCUCAAAAUAUUUUGAGAUUAUAUAUAUAUAUGUAUAUAUAUAUAUAAAAUUUGAUUUCCAACUCUAUCAUGUUGAUGGUAGAGAUGGCCUUCGGAUGGGAGCAAAUGAAUUUUUCAAUUACUGAAAUGCUCCUUUACAUUGAUAUUACAGCACAGAAAGAUGUCUUAUGUGUAUAUCAGACUAUUUACUGAGUGACAACUCAUAAGGAAGCCAAAAGGUACGUAAUAGACUAUUAAUUACUUGUUUUUAUAUGCCAUGAACUUGAAAAACAAGAGAGAAGAUUGCAUCUGACAACAAGCUGCUUAAAAUAAACCAUUUCAUUUAAACCUUGGAAGAAGCAAAUUCCUUAUUAAAAUGACUUGUAUAACUAUAACCUUUUAAAAUAUAUGGGGUUUAGAUUUUUAAGAAAAGUUAUAUAUAUUAUAUAUAAUAUCCUUAUAUAUAAAAUCGAGAAAGAAGAAAAUAAUCACUUCUUUUUCUACUUCUGAUAGAAGAUUAUGUUCAUUGCUGCUGAUUGUCUCCAAUACCAAAUUAUUUAAAAGACCCUUUAAAUCACUGGAAACCAUACUUUUAAAAAAAUAGGUUCCAAUCUUUCUGAUCAUCUACAAUACACUUUAGUUUUUGGAUGUUAACCAGCACUGGUUCAGGUUUUCAAAAUGUUGUUUUUUCAUCAUAAUAGAAAAGAAGGAAUCCACACUUUAUUAAAAAUAAAUGUCAACAUGUUUACUAAA
Corvus hawaiiensis (hawaiian crow) is the source of this 6916-nucleotide messenger RNA. RefSeq names its product V-set and transmembrane domain containing 2A (gene VSTM2A). The transcript has 5 exons. The record is from RefSeq and is a predicted model, not a curated record. The coding region runs from base 465 to 1187 and encodes 240 amino acids. NCBI's taxonomy places the organism in Eukaryota, Metazoa, Chordata, Aves, Passeriformes, Corvidae.